CCUCAAGGUUUGGGUGAAGUUGGCGGUGCAAUGCUGCUAUGCGCAAAUCAUGUCACUCGCCAAUUGAUCUUGCGGCCCUCCUAUUCCGGCGCUCGUGCCUGGGUUUCGCGUCGCCGUGAUGUCCGACGCCAUUACAGCGAAUCCAAUGGUCCUAACAUCGCCAUCCUAGGUGGGGGGAUAACAGGUUUAUCGACGGCGUUCUACCUUCGAGAAGCUCUGCCGAGCUCGAAGAUCACAAUAUAUGAGGGCUCGGACCGUGUGGGUGGCUGGAUUCGGUCAACUGCAAAGGGUAUUGGAUCGGGCGAUGUCAUAUUUGAACACGGUCCACGGACUCUCAGGCCCACGAUUGGGCUAUUGACUCCUCAUCUCAUCGAGGACUUAGGUCUGGCCCAAGAUGUCAUUGCGACUCGACGAGAUGCUCCCGCCUCAACGAAUCGGUACAUCUACUAUCCGGAUCAUCUGGUACGAAUGCCGAUGCCACAAGCAGGAGAAGGGAUCUCUCAAGUAUGGAACGAACCCUUGUUCGAAGGGAUCGGCUCCGCUCUGACCGAAUGGUUUGUGUCCACUCGACCAUCCAAUUUGCAGGACGAGUCCGUCGCGUCGUUCAUCUCAAGACGAUUGGACAGGAGAAUGGCGGACAACAUGGUUUCUGCCCUUCUCCAUGGCAUAUACGCAGGCGAUGUAAAUCAGUUGAGCAUGAAGAGUAUAUUCCCACUCCUAUGGUACUAUGAGGGCCGAUACGGAAGUUUGGUUGGAUCAAUACCCAGUGUAUGGUCGAACUUACGGUCCGGCAUGAUGCUUGGCUCUGCGCGAGAGUACCAGUCAAUCCUUGAUCGUCAGAGAAAGCCUCUGGGGUCGACAUUGAAAGAGAAACUUUCCCGGGCAAGUGUAUAUACGUUGAAGCGUGGGCUUACGGGUCUCGUUUCUGCCCUGAGAGAGCGAUUGUUAAGUCGAGGCGUGACCAUCCAUGAGAAUACGCCUAUCUCAGCACUUUCUAUGGAUAGUGCAACGGAGAAGAUUGAAUAUCAGAUCACCUCCGCUGGAAAGUCCUUACCACAAGCCGACCAGGUCAUCUCCACGGUAUUUUCCCGCCAUCUUGCGAACAUCUGCAAGGAUGGCUCCGGGACCACGCUUUUGCCAUCCUUCGGCGAAACGCACGCGGUUUCGGUCAUGGUGGUCAAUCUCUUCUUCCAGGAAUCCGACUUGGGGAUGCCUGAAGGCUUUGGAUACUUGAUCCCCCAAAGCAUUCCGAUCGAUCAAAACCCCGAGCGCGCUUUAGGCGUGAUUUUCGACUCCUGUGCGACGUCGGGCCAGGAUUCGGUUUCCGGAACUAAGCUCACGGUUAUACUGGGGGGGCAUUGGUGGGAUGGUUGGACGGAAUUCCCGGAUGAGGAAGAGGGGGUGUCGAUGGCUCGAGCGAUAUUGUCUCGGCACCUGGGGCUAAAUGCGACGCCAACAGCCACCCAGGCGACCCUGCAGCGAGAAUGUAUUCCACAAUACUUGGUGGGGCACUGGUCGAGGAUGGAAAAGGGACACCAGGAGCUGAAGCAGCACUUCAAGGGCAAACUCAAGGUUGCCGGAAGCUCGUACACGGGGGUGGGGGUGAACGAUUGCAUCCAGUCGGCGCGGAACCUGGUCGUCGAUGCGGAUGAGCUCGCUUGGAAGGAUAAAACAGGCCUAGAAGAGUUUACGGGGGAUUUGAGGUUUGCAGAGGUGUAUUUUAGGACGAGAGGCGAAUAA
Messenger RNA from Eremomyces bilateralis CBS 781.70, 1740 nucleotides. RefSeq names its product Protoporphyrinogen oxidase. NCBI's taxonomy places the organism in Eukaryota, Fungi, Ascomycota, Dothideomycetes, Eremomycetales, Eremomycetaceae. Gene Ontology annotation, biological process: heme biosynthetic process. The record is from RefSeq and is a predicted model, not a curated record. Bases 31 to 1740 code for a protein of 569 amino acids. The transcript is spliced from 3 exons. Gene Ontology annotation, molecular function: protoporphyrinogen oxidase activity, oxygen as acceptor. Gene Ontology annotation, cellular component: mitochondrial inner membrane.